Molecule: messenger RNA, 1059 nt
Organism: Macrosiphum euphorbiae (potato aphid)
Lineage: Eukaryota; Metazoa; Arthropoda; Insecta; Hemiptera; Aphididae
Source: the annotation of a GenBank genome assembly
AUGACUACUCGAAGAAGACGAGGGAAUUCUGAUUCAGAUCAAACGUUUACAAAUAAUUAUACCACUCAGGAGUCUUCUGUUGUUUAUUCAAGAGAAAAAGAAACGGGCAAAAUAAUGCCACGAGACCGCACUGCUGAAUUCAAUAGUGCAGUCAGAUCCCUUCAAGGUCGACAAAUAGCAAGAGCUGUGCAAGUUCGAGAUGUAAAAAAAGUAAAAGCUCUUCAGAGCUAUGGAGAGUUUAUGAUGAUAGCCAAAAGUGUUGGUUUCAACAUUAGUAAUACAUAUGCAAAAUUAGAAAAAUUGACGUUACUUGCCAAACGGAAAUCGUUAUUUAAUGAUAGACCUCAAGAAAUUCAAGAGUUGACAUAUAUUAUUAAAGAGGAUUUGAAUAGCUUAAAUCAACAAAUUGCAAAAUUACAAGAUGUUGCUAAACUGCAAAAAGCUACUCAGAAUAAUGUUGGACGAAAACAUUUGUUGUCUCAUGAGUCUAGUGUUGUAUUAUCACUACAAUCAAAAUUGGCAAAUAUAUCAAAUGAAUUUAAACUAGUUCUUGAAAUUAGAACAAAAAAUUUAAAACAUGCCAAAACAAGAAGAGAUCAAUUUUCUCAAGGAAAUAAUUUAGCUGCAUUAUCAGAUUCAUCAUCCCUAGUUCCAAGACACAAUUCUCUUCUAAUGUCUAGUAAUCAAUGUGCUAUCAACAUGGAUAAUAAUGCUGAUCAAGAUCGACUACAGCAAGUCACACAACAGACACAAGCAUUGGCGGUCUAUGAUAAUACUGAUCAAUAUUUGUAUAGUAGAGCAGAAACCAUGCAAAAUAUUGAAUCAACUAUUGUAGAAUUGGGUGGAAUAUUUCAACAACUUGCACAUAUGGUUAAAGAACAAGAAGAAAUGGUUGAGAGAAUCGAUUCCAAUGUUCAAGAUGCUGAACUGAGUAUUGAAGCAGCUCAUACUCAAAUUUUACGUUACUUUCAAUCAGUUACUUCUAAUCGAUGGUUAAUGAUAAAAAUAUUUGGUAUUUUAAUAUUUUUUUUUAUAUUUUUUGUUGUAUUUGUUUCUUAA